UUUCCAUCAUUCAUUUCUGUCAUAACUAUCAUUCACAGAAUCACAUAGAGCUCUACAUCAGAACUUACAAAUCUGUUCUCUUUCUUUCUCCUUCUUACUUUUUGGAUUAAAUAUUUUUUAGAAAAUGAUAAUGAACACAAAGAAGCUAAUCAAGAUGGUCAAGAAAUGGCAACAAAGAGCAGCCCUCCACAGGAAAAGGAUCUCAUUUCAGAGGUCGAAUUCUGGUGGUAGCAGCUCAACGUCAUUAGAUAAGGGUUGCUUUGUGGUUUAUACGGCGGACAAAGCCCGCUUUACUUUUCCAAUAAGUUACCUGAGCAACUCUGUUUUCCAAGUACUCUUGAAAAUCUCUGAAGAAGAGUUCGGCCUCCCCACCGAAGGACCAAUUACAUUGCCAUUCGAUUCUGUUUUCUUGGAGUAUCUUAUCAAAUUGGUCCAGCGACGAAUGGAUGAAGAUACAGAAAAGGCUUUGUUAAUGUCAAUCUCUAGUGCUAGAUGUUCUUGGCAAUGCUCUUUGCAACUACAAGAUCAAAGUAGUUGUCAACAUUUGCUUGUAUUUUAGAGUGUAGCAGUUUCUGUAUUAUAUAGGCACAGAAAUAAACAUUAUUAUCUUCAUCUCUUCUCAUCAAAAUCAACUUUUUUUUUUUUUUUGGUUGAAAGUUACUUCUUUUUUUUUUACAUAAUUAUAUAUAUAAAAUCGACCUGAAUAAUCAGAAAUUCAGAUCCGGUUACAAACCUGCUUUGAACAAAACACCAAAGUCAAAAUAUUACAACCUAGCUUGGUCCGCCAAUUAAACCCGGCACAUUCCGCUAAACCAUUUUUCAAAAUUCUUUGGAAUCGGUUUCUGUUCUCAACCAUUGACGAUGAUCGCGUGACGGUGAGGUUCUCCUCGUUGCCUCGGAUACCGGGACUCCCCAUGUCGCCUUCGGAGUAGCUGGAUUCCGAUGAACUCCACGAAGCUUAUAACCGUCACUGUCUUUGAAGCACAAGAGGAGCAAUAAGGGAUUGUUCCAAAUACUUACCACGAUGCCUUGCAAAUGCCACCAAAGCCGGGAAUGUAUGAAACGCCACACAGCGCCUGAAACGCAGCCCUAAGAAGCAAGCACUCGCUACUGCCGCCAUCGAACCAACUACCUAAAAAAACGGGCUGAGAAGGAAACAACAUCAAACUGCAAUCUUCAGAACCUGCAAAGAAGAAAAGAACCGCCUGCGAGGUAGACGACACGAUCGCGUCCUUCCUCACACUGGGAUGACGGAAUCUGAAGCAAGGUCUCCACAUCACCAGCCAGACCCAAACUGACCCAGCCUGGAUUAACCGGCGAAUCCUAACUCCCGUACAGAGAACCCGUACGGGUCUUCCAUGCGCUUCUGGUGAAUACCUCGAUGGAGGAGAAACGAGGAUAAACCAAAAACAGGACCUGAACAAAUCCGACCAUAGAAGGUCAAGACAAAUCACAAAUUGAUGAAAUGGAGACAUAGGUGCAAAGGAAGAGCAGCUUCAAAGUGAGCGGAGCACAGCCAUAGACGACAGGACACCGGAAAUCACCCUCAGCUACGCACGAUAACCCCAUAGAAGUGUAGUCACCACACGGCCAUGGUCGCGCCGGCGACGAACAACAACCGCCUCCCCUGAGCGAGAGACAAAACCCUUAACCGUUCGACAAGACCACAAGCCGACAGUGAAAGGUGACCUCCUCCCUCCUCUCCACAACGAAGAGCACUGUUCGAAUCAACUGGGGGAGAGAGACCUCUGAACUUCCAUACGCCUCCAGCUCGAGAACGCCGACGGGACCUACAAGUUAAAAUCAAGAUCCGCCUGAGCCAAGCCCUAAACGCCGACUUCGCCUUACCACAAACCCUCACCACCUCACAGGAACUCCAGAUCGAAGUCAACCAACCACGGAUCCAACCCCUCCGGAGAAGAUUAGAGACCCCGCGGCAGAGCUCCUUCCAGAGCGCCUAGUAUAUCGACGGCUUGGAGAGAGAGGUGAAAACGGAGCAAAGCACAAAGAAGAUGGUGAGAGAAGAGAGCCUCCGGCAGCCACGCGCCCGGCUGACAGCCGCCGGAGCAGAUCGGAGAAGAUGAAGAUGGAGUCUUGCUGGAGUUAGAGAGAGGGAGGAGCUAACUUCCAUCAAAAUCAACUUCUAUUGCAAAACAACUUUAAUAUCACGUGUGUUCAUGCUUUGAUAUAAAGUUGUAAAGAAAAUCUUCUAAGAUACUUCACUAAGAAAUACCUAACUAUGAAAACUUUGGGUCUCAGAAAUGGUGCAGCUGUUUAUAGGAAAGAUGCGUUCCUAUGAUAUGAACUUAAUCUGUACCCAAGAAAUAAGAAUUAUUAAAAGAGUAGUUGAAUUUUGGACGUUUAA
This is a messenger RNA of Brassica oleracea var. oleracea, 2365 nucleotides long. Its product is annotated as auxin-responsive protein SAUR64-like. The transcript has a single exon. Gene Ontology annotation, biological process: response to auxin. Bases 125 to 559 code for a protein of 144 amino acids. NCBI's taxonomy places the organism in Eukaryota, Viridiplantae, Streptophyta, Magnoliopsida, Brassicales, Brassicaceae. The record is from RefSeq and is a predicted model, not a curated record.